GCUCUUAUGGUCUUUUCUUACACUUCCGGUCAGAGUCACCUUCAAUAAUGGCGUCGAAGGUUGGAACAUUACUGCGAAUUGCAAGACUUACUAAGCCUUCAUUUCGACAAUUUUCAGGCCCAGUGAAUCCUGCAGUUUCUUCACGACAAGUUGAAAUCGUCAAUGUUUCUGAACCACCAGAGAGAGAAGGGCCAGGAGACCGUAAUCAAUGGAUGGUAUUCAGUAUAAUUGCCUCGAUUGUGGUGAAUUUACUGGUUGCUUACAAUGCCUCCCGUCAUUUAGAAGAACCCAUAAUGUGGAUCAAUUAUCCACAUCUAAGGAAGGCUAAAAAGGAAAUGCCAUUUGGUGAUGGAACACACAAUUUAAUGCACAACACACAUUGCCGAUUAAGUCCUGAAGAUUAUGCCAAAUGGAGGGCUGAACAUCCUGCCUCGGGCCAUGGACAUUAAACAUCAACUCGAUUAGAACUAUUAAAAUAUUGUUUAAACUUAAAUUAAUAACUAUUCAGAUAUAAAACAUUUUAUAAAAGAUUU
Molecule: messenger RNA, 533 nt
Organism: Lottia gigantea (owl limpet)
Lineage: Eukaryota; Metazoa; Mollusca; Gastropoda; Lottiidae
Exons: 3
Coding region: 48-449 (133 amino acids)
Source: RefSeq, a predicted model, not a curated record